AGGCGCUGUGUAUAAAACUCAACCAGCGGCUCGUGGAGCGCAUGCUUUGGGUUGCGCUGGUUGUUUAGGAUGGGGUCGUACGGUAGCGGUGGUUUUUGCGCCGUGCGGGUGCUUUUCUUGCUUGGCUGUUUGAUGGGAAGUAUUCAGGAUUCUGGAGCUCUAGAUUUCCUAGGUACAACAACAUGCUAUGAGGAUGAACUACAAAUCUGGCUUCCCAGGGAACUUGGAGACUUGAGCUCCCGGCAUAUAGAAGUUAUUGAUGCAAGUGGGGAAGAAAUAAAAGAUUGUGACUAUGAUGUGGACCUUGAAAGGCGCGCACUCACCGCUGUGUACAUGAAUUGUACAAAAUUGGAGCAUAACAAGCACCACCUGCGAUUUAGGCUGCAGUUCAACAAUAUGACAGCAACAGGUCCUGAGGAUGUAACUUACAAUGUUGACUGUGAUGCUGUCCAGGCAGAUGAAUCCUCCUUCCCCAGUGGCUUCACCAGUGUUACAAACUGCACCAAAGAUUUCAUGACUGUUGCCUUUCCGAGACUCUCUUCCAGCAUCCAUGAUGUCUAUGCGACUGAGUCUCAGAUGGAAUGGAUUGUGUCAAUAGAUUAUGGAAGACAAACACGGAGGCUAAGCCUUAAACAAGCCAUACAACAGGGCUCCAUAUUUAUAACUGAAGACUCUGCAAUGGCUGUAAAAGUCCCGUUACAAGCGACAGGAGUUGUUACGUACAAGCAAGAUGACCGAGUGCUAUACACUACGGCACUCAAGCUUACCUAUGGGCCUCCUGAACAGCAGCUGACGAUGGAAUCAAGAAUGAUCUGUGCCCCAGGCCCAGUGACCUGCAAUUCAACACACAUGACAGUUACGGUCCCAGCUUUUCCAGGAGCGCUGGCAGCUAUGCGUCUAGACAACAGGAACAUUCUGCUGGACCAGCGUCAAGUCAAUGGAAUCAGUAUAGACACAAGUAGGGGUGUGAAGUUGUACAUUAGCAAGAGAGCCUUGAAGUCUCGGCUCUACAGAGAUGACAGCUGCUCAGGCUUUCAGUCGUAUGCGUCGUCCUUGAAAUUGGAUUUCAACUAUCAUGGCAAAGUGGCAGCGAUGGUAACUUAUCCUGAGUGUCCUUGUGAGCAAACUGCACCACUUGUUGCUGUAUGCACUCGGGAUGGUCACAUGGCCUUUGAAAUAGCCAAUAACAGCACAAAGCCGUCACUUAAUCUGGAUUCACUCAAGCUUAAAGACCCUGCCUGCAAGCCAGUUUUCAGAUCUCCUUCGAAUGAUGUGGUUCGGUUCUAUAUCCCACUGAAUGGGUGUGGCACCAUGCAAAAGUUCAAUGGCGAGAGGACUCUUUAUGAGAACGAAGUGGCUGCAUCUUGGGCAGACCUUCCACCACGGGCAAUUUCCAGAGACAGUGAAUUUAGGCUAACAGUGAUAUGUUCCUAUGGGAACGAUGAUGCCUCACUGAAUGUUGAGAUAAGCAGCCUUCCUUCUCCAGCAUCUGUAACAAACCAGGGUCCACUCUCCUUAAUUCUCCUAAUCUAUCCAGAUGCCUCCUACUUGUACCCUUAUAGCGAUGACCAAUAUCCUAUUGUAAAAUAUCUGCGGCAGCCAAUCUUCUUGGAAGUUCAGGUGCUCAACCGUAAUGAUCCAAACAUCCAUCUGAUGCUGGAUGACUGCUGGGCUACGCCAUCUCUGGAUCCAGCCUCCUUGCCACGCUGGAACAUCAUGGUAGAUGGGUGUGAUUAUGAGCUUGACAACUACAAGACAGUGUUCCAUCCAGUGGGCCCUGAGGUCACCUAUCAUAACUUCCGCCAAAGGUUUGAAGUGAAGGCGUUUGCUUUUGUUUCUGGUGGCAAGGCUUUACCCAGCCUGGUGUACUUUCACUGUAGCGUUCUCAUCUGUGACAGAUUUCACCCAGAUUCCCCUCUGUGUUCAACCGGAUGCCCUCUUCGUCCUUCCAGAAAAAGACGAGAUGUGAUGCCUAUGGCAAACUCUGCUCUGGUGACUCUUCUUCAUCCUGUCAUUUUGGUACCAAAGGAGCAGCUUGAGAUUACAGGCCAAGAAGAAUGGAAUGAAGACAAAUGGAUAACUUGUACACUGAUGGCAGCUGUGGUUCUAGGGCUUUUGGGCAUCGUACUAGCUAUAUUCAAUUGGUGUAAGAUUCCCAAAAGAACUCUCCGGGUAAACUGAAUAAAACAAGAUACAAGCUGUAAGCUAUCUGAUUGCUUCGGCAGAAUUAUUUCUUUGCAGUAUUGGGCUUGUUUACCAAUCCCUGGGUGCUGAAAAAUGGAUCAGCCAAGAAGCAUAUACAAAAAUGCAUGUAAAAUGCAUAUAUUUUUUAAUAAUAAAAUGGUGAAAAUGACAUACA
Messenger RNA from Rhineura floridana, 2359 nucleotides. RefSeq names its product zona pellucida glycoprotein 2 (gene ZP2). The record is from RefSeq and is a predicted model, not a curated record. The coding region runs from base 70 to 2181 and encodes 703 amino acids. Gene Ontology annotation, biological process: prevention of polyspermy; binding of sperm to zona pellucida. Gene Ontology annotation, molecular function: acrosin binding; structural constituent of egg coat. The transcript is spliced from 18 exons. Lineage: Eukaryota; Metazoa; Chordata; Lepidosauria; Squamata; Rhineuridae. Gene Ontology annotation, cellular component: egg coat.